AUGCUUGAAUUUAGCACUAAACAUGCAAUUUCUCUUGAAAUUCCUUUGCAAUCUGUAUCAAAGAAAAGAUUACGAAAAGAGCCACCUCAACUCAAAGAUUUUGUUUGUAUGUCAACAACUAGUGCUAGCGAUGAUCAUACUGCAGAUAUUGUAGAAACUAAAAAAAACUAUUGGAAAAAGAAAGCUUAUUACUGUAUAUUAGAUAGGUACAAUGAUAAAUAUUUUAAAAACAAGAUUUUCUGA
Molecule: messenger RNA, 243 nt
Organism: Macrosiphum euphorbiae (potato aphid)
Lineage: Eukaryota; Metazoa; Arthropoda; Insecta; Hemiptera; Aphididae
Source: the annotation of a GenBank genome assembly